GUACGUGUAAUAAACGAUCCACCCCGAGAAGUGUUCAUGUAAAUACGAGUGUAAAAAGUUUGCUACUCAUUUAGAGCAAAACCAUCAGACAAAUUUGUUACAUGAAAGUAAGUUACAUAAUUGAGUAUGAGUAAGUCGCUUAUUAUUAAAACGAAUCGUGCUGUAAAUAUUUAUGUCUAUUAAUCUGGCGCCGCGUACGUAAUGGAGGAGAAGACAGAAACCGUACAUUUGCAGCCGAUAGCCGAGCCAACCAAAGAUGGCGUUCCCGCCAGUUUUGCCGACGACGAGGACUAUGAUCCGCACGAACAUCGACAAGUCAACAGACCCACGAAUGAUUUCGAGACGCUCGUUCACCUGCUGAAAUGCAGCUUGGGCACGGGCAUUCUCGCCAUGCCGCAGGCGUUCGCGCGCUCCGGCCUCGUCACCGGGAUCAUCUCAACCGUCAUCGUCGGCGCGCUCUGCACUUACUGUUUACAUGUUCUGGUACGUUCCCAGUACGACCUGUGCAAGCGUCUGCGGGUGCCGCUCCUUACUUACCCCGAGUCGAUGGCGGCGGCGUUGUCGCGCGGGCCGCCCGCGCUCCGCGUGCUGGCUCGCCCUUCGGCGCUCGCUGUCGACAUAUUCCUCGUUGUCUACCAGCUUGGAAUCUGCUGCGUCUAUAUUGUCUUCAUUGCGGAGAAUAUUAAAGCGAUGGUCGACGAUUACUAUGAGAUGAAAGUGACAACCCACAUGGUUAUUAUCCUGGGACCGCUGAUCGCAUUCAACUGUAUCCCCAAUUUGAAGAUUCUGGCGCCAUUCUCAACACUCGCAAAUCUAAUCACUUUCGUCGGCCUUGGUAUUGUGCUGUACUUCUUGUUGGGGACUGAGAAGAAAUCACAGACGCCUCUAAAUCUCUGGGGCUCAUUUAAGACAUACCCUUUGUUUUUCGGGACUAUUCUGUUUGCUCUUACUGCUGUGGGGGUUGUGAUCGCAUUGGAGAAUAACAUGAAGACGCCCAAGUCCUUUGGGAAGCCGUUCGGGGUGCUCAACGUGGGCAUGACGUUUAUCGUGCUGCUUUACAUCGCCGUCGGUGCCAUCGGCUACGUGUUCUGCGUUGAGAAGUGCAGUGACUCGGUCACUCUCGAUCUUCCUCAGAACUCAUGGGUUGCGACGAGCGUGAAAGCGAUGUUCUCGGUGGCCAUUUUCAUUAGCUACGGGCUGCAGUGUUACGUGCCGGUGGACGUGGUGUGGAGCGGCUACCUACGCCCGCGGCUCCUUCAGUCACACGCAUCGCAGCCUAAACUUGUCGCAUCUGAAUACGCCCUCCGGAUCGCCCUGUGCCUUCUCACGUUCGUGUUCGCGGUGUCAAUCCCCCGACUCGGGUUGUUCAUCUCGCUGUUUGGUGCGCUGUGUUUGUCGGCGCUGGGCAUCUGCUUUCCGGCGCUGAUGGAAAUGUGCUUGUCGUGGGCGGACGAGGGCGCGACGGGCGGCGGCCGCCUUCGUCGCGUCAAAGAUUGGCUGCUGUUUAUCUUCGGUAUCAUUGGCCUGGUCGUCGGCACCGCCACGGCGCUGCUCGCCAUUGUGGAAUCCUUCUAGACCCCGCUCGCACAGGCAAACUAGAUAGUGCCUAUGCUUGCAUUAGCCGGAACACACUGUGCAAAUAGUGACACUGCUAACAGCUAGCUUUUAUUGUAGAUACCGUAGGAUUAAGAUAGAAACGUUAUAAUUACUAUGUAAGUAUAGCAAUAAUUACUGUGAUCUACCAGAUUACUGAUGUCUAUAAUGUUGACUAUGAUAAUUAUUAUACCUACUUUUCCAAUGAUACAAACUUAGGAACCAAAGGAAGUAAUAAUACAUACUUAGCAAGUAUUUUUAUUUACUUAUUAAGUAUUGUUAUAUACAUAUAAACAGUGUAAUACUUAUAGUAAAAUUGUUUUUAGAAUUACAAGAACUUAGCCGUCGCCGAAUACAAUCUGAGUUAUGUUCACAAAUAUUCACUCGCUCUAUUUUCUCUGUAUGACAAUGUUUAGCAUCAAAAACGAAUACCUGAUGUUAUUAAUAUUCAUGCUAAGUUUCAUAAGACCGUUACUUUGAUUGUAUGGCGUCGGCUACUAGUUGUAACCCUUUAUGUUUCUUAAAGGCAUUGUAUAUCUGGUAAAUGAGUUUCUUGAUCGAUAUAGUGGUUCGCCACAACACUUUUGAACGGUGUACUCCUGUCCCUGCUGGGCACAAAUGGGAAGGAUGUAUUAACUUAUCGGAAGGAAUAAGUGCGUGAUCUCUCUUAACGCCCCGCCUACCGUACGCGACGCGUAAUCGUGAACCUUGUCGGUACGCAUGACGGUUGAUAUUGGGCUGUAGCCGCGCGCGUCAUAUGACGUCUUUGGAGGUCAAAGGGUUAAUUUGACUAGAAAGACUUGUAAUAGAUCUUAUUGGUGCAACCUCAAGGUGAAUUGUUUCCAUGGCAUGGGGGUACAGGGGUUCAUCUUGUGCUCGCACCAACUUGGAGUCACUUCGUGCCAACCGAAUGGGCCUGGCCCCGAAACCCGAGAUGCUGACAAGUAGUACGGUCGCCAAAUCUCAAAAGCCCUCUAGAAACACGAUUUAAUUGACUCGGCUCGGCCUUACCCACAACCGGUAUCAAUGUGUUCGGACAGUUCUCCUGAUCACCGUACAUGCGGUAGUAAAGCGGAAAAAUGGUGGAGGGGAUAGUAAUGACGUCACAAAGAUGGCGGCCGGACCUAUUCUUUUUGGCGGUGUAUCUCGAAAACG
This is a messenger RNA of Cydia pomonella (codling moth), 2748 nucleotides long. RefSeq names its product proton-coupled amino acid transporter-like protein CG1139. Gene Ontology annotation, molecular function: amino acid transmembrane transporter activity. The coding region runs from base 202 to 1575 and encodes 457 amino acids. Gene Ontology annotation, biological process: amino acid transmembrane transport. Gene Ontology annotation, cellular component: vacuolar membrane. The transcript is spliced from 9 exons. The record is from RefSeq and is a predicted model, not a curated record. NCBI's taxonomy places the organism in Eukaryota, Metazoa, Arthropoda, Insecta, Lepidoptera, Tortricidae.